Messenger RNA from Sceloporus undulatus (fence lizard), 8337 nucleotides. It is a transcript of the gene TSPAN18, whose product is annotated as tetraspanin 18. NCBI's taxonomy places the organism in Eukaryota, Metazoa, Chordata, Lepidosauria, Squamata, Phrynosomatidae. The record is from RefSeq and is a predicted model, not a curated record. The transcript has 14 exons. The coding region runs from base 1586 to 2329 and encodes 247 amino acids. Gene Ontology annotation, cellular component: membrane.
CUCCCUGCAUGGGAAACAGAAAGUGUCCCAUCCUCAUUUGGCACUUGCAAGAUGUGGUUGAAUUCUGAAUCAGUGGAGUUACAAAUAAUGAAUAAGAAAGCAGGAGAUGGAGCAGGGAAGAAUGUACAAUAUUCUUACCAUGUGUUUGGGGUCUGUGGGCUUUCCCUGCAAUUGAGCCUGAUGCAGAUGAUGUUGCCUGAAAAACUGGUAGUGAAAAGAUGCGAAUCAGAAUCGAUUUGAAGAAUUGAAUUGAGGAAUUGAAUUCAUGAAUUGAUUCAAUGCCAGUGUGAAUGAAAUGAGGACUGGAAUCGAUUUACUAUGACAUGAUAAGGGGUCGCCCGGUGGGGAAGAGGAAAUUCACAACCUGUGUCUGCCUACCCUUCGUCCCUUGUAUGGAAAUAUGUAAAUGUGAUUGUAGUGAUGGACAGAGGGGGGGGAAAUCCUGCUGAAAAUGCUUCAAAUUGAACCAAUUGCCAAUGUGAACUACAAGUGGGUUAUUUUGAGAGACUCUCGCAGGAAACGGUUUGUCAGUGUGAUCCACAAGUGGGUUAUUUUAUUUUAUUUCACAGCAAGGAAAUGUGACGGGGCAAACAUCAUGUGAACCACACUCUGCUGCUGAACUGGUCCAUCGAUUUGGAUUUGUUUAUGUCUCUCUGACAGAGAAGGCUAAAUGUCUGGCAAACACUUCACAAAAUCCUAACAUUUGCCUGGCAUUGAGUCAGGGCAGUUAAAGCGGUCUCAAACUGGAUUAUUUCUGCAGUGCACUUUGGACCUUUGUGAGACAUUUCGGGCCGCACUCCGCUCUGGGCCCACAACAAACUCCAACUCCCAGAAUUCCAUCGCCUUGAGCCACAACAGAGUUAAAGUGGUGCCAAACCGGGCUAUUUCUCCAGUGUGGAUGCAGCCAUGUCUCACUAACGUAAGAGAGCUCUCGCGCCACAACAAAAAGGACCAGGGCCAGGAUUCCAGAGCCUGGAGCCAAAGGAGCAGUUAAAGCGGUGCCAAAGCGGAUUAUUUGUGCCGUGUGGCGGCAGGGCGCCUGCUGGCCUUUCCCUCGCAGUGCCUCGAAGGGGAGGAAGGCGGGCAGGAGAGGAGGGACGAGGGAAGAGGAGGAGGAGGAGGAGGGGGCCUGGGCUGGAUGGAGGUGGGGCUGGCUGGGCUUCUCCAAAGCGGCUGGGUAAAGAAGGCAGCCAGGCUGCAGCAGCCUUCAAGGAAAGUUGCCUCUGCUGCCUGCCUGGCGAGGAAGAGGAAGAGCAGGAGCAGGAGGAGGAAGGCUUGGGGCUCCUCUCCCCUGGCUCCGAGUACUAUUUAUUGAGAAGAGAAACUGGAACCUACAGAUCCCAGAAGAUUGUUGAAAACAAGGGAAAUACAUACAUAAGAGCCUGUAGGUUGCUGUUGUAGCACUGCUUCAGCUUAUGUAUUGGAAGAGAACAAAUACUGAACUGAAAAUUUGCAUUGCCCAGCACAUAAAACAAAGGACACAAUUGGCUAAUAAAAGAUACAUGGGACAUAUAAGCUAUUAGAGGUCAAAAGAGACAUUUCAAGAGCUGCAUAGGAUUAAUUGGAUUGUGUAGCCUUUACAACCAUGGAAGGGGAUUGUUUGAGCUGCAUGAAGUACCUAAUGUUUGUCUUCAAUUUUUUCAUAUUUCUGGGUGGUACAUGUCUACUGGGAGUAGGAAUAUGGGUCAUAGUAGAUCCCACUGGAUUCCGAGAGAUCGUGGCUACUAAUCCUCUGCUCUUCACGGGUGCAUACAUCAUGCUGGCCAUGGGAGUAAUGCUCUUCCUGCUGGGAUUCCUUGGGUGUUGUGGAGCCAUCCGUGAGAACAAAUGCCUCCUUCUCUUUUUCUUCAUGUUUAUUUUACUAAUCUUCCUAGCAGAACUCUCAGCUGCAAUCCUGGCUUUUAUCUUUAGAGAAAAUUUGACCAGAGAGUUUUUUACAAAGGAACUGAAGAAGCACUAUCAGGGGAACAAUGAGUCUGAUGUUUUCUCAUCCACUUGGAACUCAGUAAUGAUCACAUUUGGCUGCUGUGGUGUCAAUGGUCCAGAGGAUUUUGAAACUGCCCCCCGGUUCCUUCUCCUGCAUUCACACAAUGAAGUUCCUGAAGCUUGUUGCCGGCGAGAACUCCAAUCUCGCAAUGGAGCAAUCAUCAGCAAAGAGGAAUGUCUCCAAGGGAAGGAUAUGUACCAAAAUCAGCAGGGCUGCUACACUGUGAUACUUAAUUCAUUUGAGACUUAUGUGUACCUUGCAGGAGCUCUUGCCAUUGGUGUUUUAGCUAUUGAGCUUUUUGCUAUGAUUUUUGCCAUGUGCCUCUUUCGGGGGAUCCAGUAAGAAGUGUUCCAUGAGCAGCUGAGAAAUUUCCAACCACAUGAAGACAGGAAAGAGAGAAACAACUUUAUUUUUGGUUAAUAGAGUGGGGGGGAAAGGCUUGUAAUAUAUGGAUGACUAAAUGGAUUGUACUUCAGGGGCUGGAACUUUGAGGUGCUGGACACUACAUUGUCUUCUCCCACGGGAGUCCUUCAUCAGAAGCCACACACAAUGGGUUGCACUAGGAACCUGGAAAACACAGAAGAUGUGAACUCUUCUGGUCUCCAUGAAGCAGGAAGUUGCAUGGAAUUCACAUCUCUUCACACAACAGUGAUAUAUCAAUGAUGUGUUGGUGGGAAAGAGGAAGACCACCUGUUGUGAACACAAUUGAUAUUCAGCAUCCUAAGGAACUGCUCAGCCAAAGCUUUGUGACAUGUAAAGUUAGCCAAUGCUUAGGCAGCCAGGAAGAAAGAUGAUGCUUUGACACUGACUUACCAGCCCUCAGCCAAGGUGGGGGACUAAACCACCACUUGUGAAAAAUCCAAUCAAUGCAAAGGUUUCUUGAAUUAGUAGGAAAGGAUACUGCCUUCACCUGGAAUCCUACUGAAGUGAGACCUACUGUGUUGGAAAAUAAGGGGAGGGGGAUUCUUUUCAAGGCCAGGAAGGGGUCAUGUUAGAACCAGACAUUUAAUACAUAGUUUUUCUUUGUCACAGUGAGUUUCCUGUUUAGUGUUUUGUGAGAUGAGGAAAGAAUUAGGCAGUUCUUCUAUAGAUUUCCUCACCUUUGCGGUGGGGUGUGUGUGUAGUAUUAUGAUUUAGAAUUGUUGGUGCUGUCACCCAUAGGAAGAAUUCUUUUGUCUUAUUUCUUUUCUUUCUUUCUUUUUUUAAUUAAAAUUUUAGGUUGGGAAUCAUACAACCCUCUAGAUGCUGAACAUCUUCCAGCAUUCCUCACAACUGGCUAUACUGGCUAGGGCUGGUGGAAUUUACAAUUCCACAUCAGGAGGGCUAUAUGAUUCCUACCCCUACUCUAUGAAAAAGUGUUAGUCCACUUCUUCCUUGGCCUCCUACGUAUAGAGGCAGCCACCAUCCCAUGCCUUGUUUUUGCCCAUACAUCCUCCACUUUACUAGCUGCAGAGCUUUCUGACUGCGAGCUUCAUCCUCCUGUUUGCGCCAGGCCUCCAUUUCAUCCAGCUUCUUGGCAGCCACCUUCUUCUUAACUUUGUCUUCUACCAUUUUUUCAUUUUGCACCUUUCCAUUUUUCUCCUCAUGCUGAUCAAGCUUUUCCUCAAGUCGUUUCCUCCUUUUUCAUCUGUUCUACCUGCUCCUGAGCUUGCAGCGCCUUGCAAAGAUGCUCUUCACGCUUCUGCUUCAUAUUGUUGUUUCUUUUCCUUUUCCAAUUUGUUUCUGAUAUUGUUCAGCCUCUUGCUUUUUCCUGAUAUUUUCAAACCAUUGCUUCUCCUUUUUGCUUGAGGAACGGUUUUAUAGUGCUGUUUUGGCUCACAGAGCCUGAGGUUAUCAUCAGUAUUUUGUUCUUAUGCACUAUGUGCACGAAUGUCUUUAUUGAUACCUUGCUUUCAAGACAUGGAGAAGAUGGAGCCUUUUUUCUUGGUAGAGACAGCAUAUCUUCUGUGUGUUGUUCAUCAGUCUCACCACAUGCUCUCUUAUAGCUUGCUUGUCUCCCAACAUUCUUGGAUGGCUUAUGCAUCUCUUUACUCUUUUCAGAGCUGCUCACUUUGCAGUCUCCUUCUCACUGACCCUCUUCAGACUGUAUACAAUGAAGAGACAUCUGGAUGUUUUGAUUAAUCUCUUGAGAAUGAGAAGUGGCAUCUAACUCUGGCCUAGAUUCAGUUGUUUUCAUCGAUUGAAUGUACAGCAGACUGGGCUUCUCGCUGACCUUCUUGAAUAGUUGUAGUGAUGCAGGCCUUAUGAGAACAAAGGAACAUCCUUGUAGAGAAAUCAGACAGAGCCAUCUGCCAUCUGGUAUGGAUGGUUUAAUUGAUCCUGAUCAGCUCAAUUGACAUUGCAGCCAAUACAACUGACAGGGUGGUCAAAUCAAUUGACUCUUGAACCAUACAAGUCUCUUACUUUUAAAGGAAGAAAAAGCAGGUAGAGGAAAAUACAGGAUCAUUAAUUAUUGCAUGAUUGGUUAAUCCUCAACAUUUGGAUCUGGGUAUAGGUAAUAGCUAACUUUAGUAAUUAACUAGAGGAAGGAACAGCUUAUUUCUCUGUCUGGCAGGUACGAAGUUCUUCCACUUAAUCCAAUAGGCAAAAGCAAGAAUGCCUCUGGUUAAUUAGGAAGAAUUUCUCCUACACAUCCUGAUGUUUUGAUUAACCUUUUUGUAGUGAUUCAGUGGGAUCUAACUCUGGCCUAGAUUCAGAUGUUUUUUCAUCAAUUGAAUGUACGGAAGCUUGCACUCCCACAAACAGCUGAUGACCACUGGUCUGAUUUAUGCUUGAACCAAAUCUUGGCAACAGAUUUCUGGACCAUUAUUUCCCUUCUGACAUUUAGUGAGUGCUGUACAACCAGAGAGGCUCUGAAGUUCUGGGACGGCCUACCCCUUUGGCUUCAGCGUACUGAUUGACGUUUUGGUGCUCUGGGUGUCUGUGGGCUUUCACUGAAGUUCUCUAUAACUUCGAUUUCAGAAAGGCAACUUUCUUGGACCUGGACAGAUACAAUGUUGUAUGUGUGCUGGGUUAUUUACUUUCACUGGUUUUUGCAGCAGAUAUAUUUGCAAUUUUCAGCUUGGAAACUCCUUGCACCUCUUUUGUUAUUUUACUCCUCCCAUUAGAACUGAUUUCUACUAGUAGUAUCAGCUCUUACAUUAAAUGUGUACUUGCUUUAUUAAGCGAAUCAUUUGAGGACCUGGCUGACCUGAGAGCUUGAGAUCUAGUCACAUGGAAACAAGGUGAGAUGUUGUCUAUUUCCAGUUUCAUUAUGCCCAAAUCCUUUUGGUUAAUCUGUUUCGAAGAUGAUAACAAUUUACCACAUCUUUUUGACAAUCCAACAUUCUUGGAUCGCUUUUGGAUCUUUUCACUCUUUUCAGAGCUGCUCACUUCUCGCUGACCUUCUUGAGUAGUUGUAGUGAUGCCGGCCUUAUGAGAAUGAAGGAACAUCCUGAUGUUUUGAUUAAUGUAAACUGUUGGUGGUAGAGUGAUAAGGAUUCAGUCUUCUCACCACCUCCUCAGAUAGUGGGGCUUUUGAAGUAAUCACUGAGCCUGGGUGGAGGCAGGGCUUGAGUUCUCUCACCACGCUGGAGUUUUUAAUGUGAGAUGUAGUUUUCCCACAGAUCUGGCAGCAAGGAAGGAAAUGCUCCUUUUGGCUCAUUUCUAAGCUUUUGAACGUUUUGUCACAACCAUGUUAUGUGCUAAAUAUGUUGACUAUUUUCAAUUUUUGUAGCUGUUGAGUAGCUUGUUGUCUUCAUGUUUUAUUGUGCCUUUCAGCUGGGGAGUCAGGAAAUCCCCCUAAUGGGAAGGAAACCAUGGGAAACUCAUUUGCAGUUAUCCUUUCCACAAUUUCUUUUGUGAAUCUUGUGGUAUUGCUUCUGCUUGUCAGCAGUUCUUACUUAAGAAAAAGCUGAGUGGAAUGGGAUGGAAUGGAAUGGAAUAACAUACCCUAACCAAAGUCUUUCCCCCCCUCCAAAUUCAAGCUGUGGUUUUAAUAGUAUGUGAUCCACUUAGAUCCUCAAAUCUAGCUUGAAGAAACAGGCACCAGUUAGUUGACCUUGAGGGCCGAAUGAAGGCUCCAGUAGGCAUUGGAUGUCUUUCUUAGUGAGAGAUUUUGAUUCCAAUAUACUGACCAUACAACAGAUAGUAAUGCAAACUAUGACAAAUCAAGGGGACAUGCUACUCCAGGGGCAAAUGGUAAGCACUGUAUCCAACAGUAGGAUGUAGCAGCCCUAAAUCCCAUCUUGGGAGAAAGGCAUAUAUUUAUAUUCAAUAAAUAUAAAUACAGUAAGUAGGGACAUCACUUCAUGGAAAGCAGUUAAUGACUGCAGAGAGAGCAUGUUAGUGAGCAUUCAUUCCAAAAACCAUGCCUUGACGAAAACAUGAAUACCCAUCUGUUAUGAAGUAAACAAUAAGGAAAUUGUUUUAAAAGACUAUAAUGCCAAUCAUAUUGAAUAUUUGACUAAUUGAAGAAUUCAGAUGCCAACCUAAGUCUUCAUGUAGCCCUUGACAGUUUCUUUAAUUAAAGGUGUGGUUUUCAUGUUUCUUUAGUUAAGUUCUGUACAAAUUCUACAACAAGGAAAAUUUGUGACAUCCCUGGAAAAAUAGGUGUUACUUUUGAUGAUAAUGCUUUUGUUUGUUCUGUAACAAGUAUUGCCACUGAAGUUUUCACACAUAUGAAAUAUAAUCAUGACAAAUAGGUGCUUAAGAAUGACAUACGUGUAGCAGAGAACUGAAAUUUUGCUAGUGCACCUGAAAGAGCCUGAAUAAUCUAGUGUAGGAAGAAUGAGUCCAACACAACAUUGUGCGGAAGGAACCAAACCAUGGCCUUAUUAGACAAAAGUCCAAAGACAGAAGCAGAGACAUGUACCAAACCACUAUUUAGUCCAGUGUUGUUUGCUCAGGCAACAGUGGAUAUCCAAGAUUCUGUAAAGUGUGACUAGACAAACUGUGGUCCUCCAGCUGUUGGAUUCACAACACCAGCACAACCAGAGUUGAAGGAUCUUGAGAAUUGCAGUCCUACAUCAUCCAGAGGGCCACAAGUUGCCCACCCCUGCUGAAAGGAACUGAAUCUGAUAUGUUCUGCUGUGUGGAGAGUACAUGUUCAGCCACUGCGCUAUGGCUUUAUCUUAGAAUAGCAUGCUUCCUGAAAACUGAAAUGGAUCUAAUCCCACUUGGAGUGAUAAUCAGAGCAGAAAAGGGGAGAAAAGAGCUUAGGAAGUUACUUUUUAAAACAUGUUCAGUUAUAAUUGCAAGGUUCUAAAAGUAGAAAACUUUAUAGUUACUUUUUAAAAAGUCAUGCCUACCCUUUUCUCAAGAGUAACAAUUCCUAUUUUUUUUACUUUAAAAAAAUUUAAUGCUACAAGCCUGUUAGAAAUCCCCACCAGAAUCCUGCUAACCUGAUACACUGUGUAACUUUACAUAUACCUAGCUACAUAGCAGAGACUCUAAGAGACCUCUUUUACUGAAUUGUGAACACUGUUUAGAGCACCCAAUGUGCAUUGAUGCCUAUUGGGCACUUUGCUGACUCUGCUACAUAGCAAUGUAACAGCAGCCUUGCACUGGAUGCAGAUGUUGUGCAGCAGCACAAUUAUAAUUCCCACACAUGUAAGUCUACUUACAAAGGUGUAAGGCCCCAACAGAAUUCAGGCCACCUUCUCCUCAUGACUACUUCAUUGUUGCCUCCAUAUCAACAAAGCAGUACCAUCACAGCUUUGGUAGAGAAGUAUAAUUAAAAUAGUUCUACGUAAUUAUGGAAACUGUUGCUGCUGUUGCUGAGUUGUAGAGUUCCCUGUUAAUUAAUAGUUGAUUCUCUGGAGGUCUCUGUCAUAGGUGGACAAAACAAAAUUGGAGAGCUUUUGAUGACCGACAGCUAGCAACUGUGGGAAAGAACCUCAAGGGGAAGGUAUAGGAUUUUGAAUAUGAGAUUUUAAAUGUGAGACUUCAGAACUAAUGACCAGUUGCUAGUCCCAACUAUAGUACAGUCAUUGAUUCAGUGGGAUUUAUAUGUAUAUUUGCCGUGUGUGUGUGUGUGCACCUUCAAAUUUUUUCUGACUUAUAAGGACCCUAAGAGACCCAAGGGAAUAUAGUGGUUAGACAAUUCAUGCUCAGCUAUGCAGGAAACUGGCUGACUUCGGGCAAGUCACACUCUCUCAGCCUCAGGAAAGCAAUGUCAACCCUCCUUUGAAAAACUUUGCAACGACAUCCCCAUAAUAGGUUCACCUUAGAAAUACUUGAAGCCAAUAUAAAGAGCAAGUACAUUUCUAUACCACUAAUCAGUGCACUUAAGCACUCCCUAAGUGGUUUACAAUGUGUAAACUAACUGUCCCCAACCAGGGACGUAGCCGGGGGGGGGGGGUUCUUGGGGU